AUGAAUUCGGAAUCAGCAACACAGAACCAACCUACCGAGUUCACUCCCAUUGUCAUGAACGAGUCACCCGUGGAGGGACUCCAGCAGGACCGGAGAAUGAGUGACGAGUGGGAUGCAUCAAAAGUGCCCCCGAGUCGGUUCCAGAAGCGCAAGGGCUCGAUUUAUGCCACGCCUAGCUCACGCGAUGGGCACGUGGACAGGAACUACGCCGAGAAAUUCCAUGCAAAGUUUGCCGAGAUGAACAGACGCGGGAGUAGAAGCUGA
Emericellopsis atlantica is the source of this 264-nucleotide messenger RNA. RefSeq lists its product as uncharacterized. The coding region runs from base 1 to 264 and encodes 87 amino acids. NCBI's taxonomy places the organism in Eukaryota, Fungi, Ascomycota, Sordariomycetes, Hypocreales, Bionectriaceae. The record is from RefSeq and is a predicted model, not a curated record. The transcript is spliced from 2 exons.